Messenger RNA from Ilex paraguariensis (yerba mate), 228 nucleotides. NCBI's taxonomy places the organism in Eukaryota, Viridiplantae, Streptophyta, Magnoliopsida, Aquifoliales, Aquifoliaceae. The record is from the annotation of a GenBank genome assembly.
AUGAGAGCUGAUGAAGAUAAGAGCUCCUUUGUCCCUCCUACUUCGAUUGAGCAGGCUGAUGAGAUGAUAAGAAAGGAGCUUGUAUCCUUGCUAGAGCAUGAUAAUGUGAAAUAUCCUCUUGAAGAGAAAGUGGAAAAGGAGAAGAAGAAAGGAGUCAAGCGGGCUGCAAAUGGAAAGUAUGUUUCUGUCCCUGUGAUAGAAGAUUUUGAAGAAAGUGAGCUGAAAGAG